UAUUUAUUAUAUUUAUGCCUUUCAAUCUAAUACUAAAAUUUUUUUUUAAUAUAUCCCCUAGGGUUUGUGCGGUGGGCCACGUAUGCCAUGUGCUUGCAUGUGCUGUGUCUUUCUCUCGUAGGGCCCCACCACUGCUUUUCCUUUGAGCAAAUAAAUGGAGUUUCUGCAUAUUCUUCUCUUUCUCAUUCCCCUCUCUCUAUCUCUACUGUUUCUGAACCUCUUUCUUGGAUUCUGAUACACUUUCUUGGAUCUGUUGAACUGGUUCAUUCUCUGCAACUUUGUUUCUCAUAUUUCUCUCAACAUUGUUUUUUAAUUCUUUCACUUUCCAUAGCAAGAAGAAAUUUUAGCAAGGAUGAGACCUCCUAGUUCACUCAAGCAAGAAUUUCUAAAGAAAUGGAUAACGGGUCUCCAAAGAUGUAGCUCUUCAAAGAGGAAUAUGAGCAUCUUGGAGAGAACGAAGGCUAUAAAGUUGUCAGCAGAUGUAGCCAUGGCUUCUGCAAGAAACAGUACAACUUGUUGGAGUCGAGCUCUCAUUGCCAAUGCUUCCAAAGACGGCAGUGAUGGCAAACAUCUAGUUGAGCAAAUUUUGGGUCUGGAGUCUGAGAGGCUAAUGAUGAAGAAGGCUUCGACAGGAGCAUUGGUGUGCAACAAGAGGAUCAGAAGCAAGAAGAUCCUGAAAAGGAGUUGCCGAAUUCCAAGAACAAGAAAAUGUGUACCCCAAGUGGCUUUAGCGACCUCUAUUGCGAAAAGGAUGGUUAGGAAAAGAACCCAAGUUUUGAAAAGUCUAAUCCCAGGAGGAGAAUUUAUGAAUGAAGUCUCUUUGAUAGAGGAAACUCUAGAUUAUAUCAUAUCUCUUCGUGUUCAGGUUGAUGUAAUGCGAGGUCUUGCCGGUGUUUCAGAGCUAGUGAAUCAUAAUUAAGGGCAUCAAUGGUAAAUUGCUCUUUAGUUAUCUACUACUAUAUCUGUAUUAUUUCCUUU
This is a messenger RNA of Durio zibethinus, 978 nucleotides long. The record is from RefSeq and is a predicted model, not a curated record. Lineage: Eukaryota; Viridiplantae; Streptophyta; Magnoliopsida; Malvales; Malvaceae.